AUGCGCUUCAAGAGCCAGAUCAGAAAUGUGAAUCUACUUGCAAAAUUUUGCGCCUCGUUGGCCUCUCUGGGGCAGAUUGCCUGGUGCCGACUCAACGACGAGGAUGUUCAGUUCACCAUCGUCCCCGACAAGGGGAGCCAAGUCUGGUCCGUUUUGAGACCUGAGAUGAUCUUUGAGACAUACAUUCUCCAAUCUGCGUCCCCCCAAAACACAAUUAACCUCGAAGUCCCCAUUCAAGCCCUUUCGCGAGCCCUGCGUUCGGCGCUUGGGUCGACUUCCGCAGAAAUCAGGCUGACCAAGAAAGACAAUGUCCCCAUUCUGUCAUUGACCAUUGUAACCAAUACCUUUAGCAGCGGGAACAAUGUUGUGGCGCAUCCCACGACCUCCCGAGGGGAUGGCGGUAAUGCUGAUUUCGAUUUCGAUGAUAACGAUGAUCUAUCGUUGCGCGACGCCAAUGGCGGAGGAUCAAGUGACCGAGAAACAAUCAUCACUCAAGAUAUCCCUGUCAAAGUCCUAGCCAUGGCAGUUGUCGAGAGGCUCCAUCAGCCCCGGACGCCGGAGCCAGACGUAAACAUCUAUCUUCCUCCUCUGGCUCAGAUAAAGACCAUAUCCGAACGCUUCACACGAUUGGCAAUGGCCACAACCAAGGCGUCUUCCGGCGCCAGUCCUCGCCUGGAACUCAGCGCCAAUAUGCAUGGCUCGCUCAAGAUCUCGGUCAAAACAGACGCCCUCAAUAUUACAAGUCGCUGGACGGGGCUUGCCCAUCCUCAACUCGACCCGACCCAUUUCCCGGAUUUGACGGACCAUCCCACGACCAAAAUGAAGGAGCUUGGGGGACCCAAUGGGGAAAACGAGGCUGGGUGGUCGAGGGUUCGGAUUGAUGCUAAGGACUGGUCGCGGGUUCUCAGCGUUGGCCGAGUCUGUACCAAGGUCAUUGCAUGUUUCAUCAAUGAGGGAGCGUUGGUGCUGUAUGUAUAUUUGCCCGCAGAUGAAAAUGGCGAUGAAGGAGAUCCAUGUCUCACGGUAAGUUGA
This is a messenger RNA of Cladophialophora psammophila CBS 110553, 1032 nucleotides long. RefSeq lists its product as uncharacterized. NCBI's taxonomy places the organism in Eukaryota, Fungi, Ascomycota, Eurotiomycetes, Chaetothyriales, Herpotrichiellaceae. The coding region runs from base 1 to 1032 and encodes 343 amino acids. Gene Ontology annotation, biological process: mitotic DNA replication checkpoint signaling; nucleotide-excision repair; double-strand break repair via homologous recombination. The transcript is spliced from 2 exons. Gene Ontology annotation, cellular component: site of double-strand break; nucleolus; checkpoint clamp complex. The record is from RefSeq and is a predicted model, not a curated record.